CGAUUGUUGCAGCAUCUGCUGUGGCUGGAAAGAUAUCCAAUCCAGCAUUUCUAUCUACUUCUUCUUCAAAUUUUUCUCACGAAUAUAUAUCAACACCAAAAAUAACUUGUGUAAUAAAUUCAAAUCAGCAUAAUACAGAAGCAAUGUCAUUAUCAAUCAGUGUUGAAAAAGUCAUUCCAGGAUUUCCAGAAGUUAUCAAAGGUCAAUUAUUAUUUUGUAACGCGGACAAUUUAAAUACGGAUGCAAUUUAUCCUGGUAAAUAUACUUAUAUGGAUGAGCUUACAUCUGAAGAUAUGGCUAAAGUUGCAAUGGAAAAUUAUGAUCCCAAGUUUGCCAAGAUAGUUACCAAGGGUGACAUCUUGGUUGGAGGUUUUAAUUUUGGAUCUGGAUCAUCACGAGAACAAGCUGCUACUGCAUUAAAAGCUUGUGGUGUAACAUUAGUACUUGCUGGAUCCUUUUCUGAAACCUUUAAACGUAACAGUAUUAAUAAUGCUUUACUUUGUUUAGAAGCACCUGAACUU
Dentiscutata erythropus is the source of this 521-nucleotide messenger RNA. NCBI's taxonomy places the organism in Eukaryota, Fungi, Glomeromycota, Glomeromycetes, Diversisporales, Gigasporaceae. The record is from the annotation of a GenBank genome assembly.